AUGUCACAGAUUGAAUCGGCGGUGCCGACGAAGCUCGACCUCGUUGGCCAACACCUGAAUGGACACAAACUGAGGGUAGCCGGAAAAGUCCUAUGCUACGAUCCAACUUCAGCACUGUUGCUCCUCGUCGACAAAGAAACGGCACUGUUAAUUGACGUUGCGUUGUGUGUUGACCGUUGGUCUGGCCCAUGGCUUCGGGAGCGUCUUGCCACUGCAAUAAUAAUAGGACAUCUCGAAACAUUGGAGAAAGAACUGCCCAUUCCAACACUUCCUGCGUUUGCCCCUGCCCCUUCUGUUGAUCCUCAGGUUGUUCUUCGUGCAGUUCUUGUGGUACACGCCCCAGAGCUGGAUCUAGCCCUUUGGAACGAUUCCAUGGACAGUGGCGACGAUGCUCUCGUCACUUCUACUCAUCAUCAUCCUAGCUAG
Molecule: messenger RNA, 426 nt
Organism: Pleurotus ostreatus (oyster mushroom)
Lineage: Eukaryota; Fungi; Basidiomycota; Agaricomycetes; Agaricales; Pleurotaceae
Exons: 3
Coding region: 1-426 (141 amino acids)
Source: RefSeq, a predicted model, not a curated record